CAGUCUUCCCUGUGGGUUACUCAGUAAACUGGCUCCGCCCAGCUGCUGCUCUGCGAUACCGGCUAGAGCCAAGGCGGAAGUCGGUGAGGCUGCCUCUGCCCAAGGUGAAGAGCUCUUAAACUUGAUGUGAGGAUGGCAGCUCCUGAGUUUUCCGUCAGUGCCCUAGUGUUUACAUUGCUCAUUUGUUCUUCGGCUGGUUACCCCGAUGGGAAAGUAGCCAUGUCCUGUGGUGGGAUGACCCCCCAACAUGGCCACAGUCCACAGUCCAAGCCUGUUCACCAAAUCACCAUGAGUCAGAUGAAGUUCAAACCUGGAGAGCAGAUCCAAGUGACUUUAUCAGGGCCACAGUUUAGAGGCUUUCUCUUAGAAGCUCAUGAUGCCGAGGAUCUGAGUGGCCCUCCUGUUGGCUCCUUCACACUGAUUGACAGGGAAGCGUCGCAGCUUCUGACUUGUGAAGAUGUUCAGGGUUUUGCGGUGAGUCAUACGACUUCAUCCAAGAAGACUGAAAUUAAAGUCUACUGGAACGCUCCAAGCAGUGCCCCAAACCACAUACAGUUUCUAGCCACAGUUGUUGAGAAGUAUAAUAUCUACUGGGUGAAGAUUCCUAGUCAUGUAAUUUCACAACCAAAUGCUCCUCCUUUCACGACGCCCAAACCUACAGCACAACCUUUGACAACCUCACCUUCUGUCUCCCAGUUAACCAAGCCAUUUAGUGCUUCCGAGUGUGGGAACAAGAAGUUCUGUGUCAGGAGUCCUUUGAACUGUGACCCAGAGAGUGAGCCUGCCUGUGCCUUCUUGUCCUUCACCAGAGAUGACCAGUCGGUGAUGAUUGAGAUGAGUGGUCCCAGCGAAGGCUACCUGUCAUUUGCAUUUUCUCAUGACCAGUGGAUGGGUGACGACGAUGCUUACUUGUGCAUUCGUGAAGAUCAGACAGUGUAUAUACGGCCUUCCUAUCUGACAGGGCGAAGUUAUCCUGUGAUGGACUCCACCAGGGGGACUCUCAAGGACAUGGCCUGGAGGCUGGUGGAUGGCGUUAUACAGUGUUCUUUCAGAAGAAACAUCACCCUUCCUGGGGUCAAGAAGAGAUUUGUGUUAAAUGAAAGCUACUACAUCUUUCUAGCAGAAGGUCCUGCUCAUGACGGCCGAAUUUUUAGGCACCCUCAGCAACCCUUGAUAACGUAUGAAAAAUAUGAUGUGACAGGCACUCCAAAGAAUGUAGGAGGGUCCCACUCUUCACCCCUUUUAAAGGCUCAUGGUGCCUUAAUGUUUGUGGCAUGGAUGACCACAGUUAGCAUUGGAGUACUGGUUGCCCGGUUCUUCAGAUCUGUAUGGUCCAAAGCUUUCUUCCUUGGUGAAGCAGCUUGGUUUCAGGUGCAUCGGAUGCUCAUGCUUGCUACAUCUGUGCUCACCUGCAUUGCUUUUGUUAUGCCUUUUGUGUACAGAGGAGGCUGGAGUCGGCGUGCAGGCUACCACCCAUACCUCGGUUGUACAGUGCUGACUUUAGCUGUCCUUCAGCCUUUGUUGGCAACCUUCAGACCAUCUUUACAUGACCCAAGGAGGCAAGUGUUUAACUGGACUCACUGGAGUGUGGGGACAGCUGCUAGAAUAAUAGCAGUGGCUGCAGUGUUUUUAGGAAUGGAUUUACCAGGACUGAAUCUCCCCAGUCCACAGAAGACCUAUGUGAUGAUGGGGUUUGUGGUCUGGCACAUUGGGACAGAGGUGCUUCUGGAGAUACAUGCUUAUCGGCUCUCUCGAAAAGUUGAAAUAUUGGAUGAUGAUAGAAUUCAGAUCCUUCAGUCACUAACUGUCGCGGAAGCAGAGGGUCAUGUUUUUAAGAAGGCAGUGUUGGUGAUUUACAUAUGUGGAAAUGUGAUUUUCCUCAUGAUAUUCUUAUCUGCAAUCAACCAAGUAUGAGCCAGCAAAGACUUUUUUUUUUGUGGGCUUGGGUCUUUCAGAACGAGAAGGCCUGGAGCUUAUGCUGACUACCUGGAGCAUGUUUUAAUUUGAAGACUCAUGGGCAUGGCUAGAGAGGAAUUCUGAAGUCUGGUCUAUCCAGAUUAUAUUUAUAGCCUGUGCAUUGAUGUCAAUCAAGCCUUCAUGUGUUAGUCUUCAUCUUAAAAGGAACCGUGUACUCGAGAUGACAUGACUCUCAGCAUCCCAUGCCAGAUUUAAAACAGUAAACUAUAAUGAUUAGCAAAUGAAGUUAAUCUCAGGCAAAGGAUACAAGGAGAUUGCAUCUUUGGAAAUGGGAUAGAUUUUGUAUAGCCCAGGAUGGCUUCCAACUGGCUGUGUAACCAAGGAUAACCCUGAACCUAUCUUCCUGCCUCUGCUUCUGGGUGGUGGGAUCACAGGUGUGCACCACUGUAUCUGGUUUUAAGGGGACUAUAACUUUCAUGACAAUGCUGCUGUGGGUGCUGAAAAGAAAAUAUUUAUGUUGACUA
This is a messenger RNA of Phodopus roborovskii (desert hamster), 2441 nucleotides long. RefSeq names its product ferric chelate reductase 1 (gene Frrs1). Gene Ontology annotation, molecular function: oxidoreductase activity, acting on metal ions. NCBI's taxonomy places the organism in Eukaryota, Metazoa, Chordata, Mammalia, Rodentia, Cricetidae. The coding region runs from base 133 to 1914 and encodes 593 amino acids. The transcript has 16 exons. The record is from RefSeq and is a predicted model, not a curated record.